UGCGUAAACGAAGCCUCUGUCAUCACAGUUCCUCUAGAUUUAUUUUUUGUGAACCCCCAACCUUAAAGUUCAAACUGCACCUAUGCCUAUCGGCGCCGAUUAAUCGGCCAAACCAAUCAAUCUCCCUGUAGUAUACACUGUAUAUUGGGAAUUUAAAUGAUCUCCAGACUUCCAACACUGACUAUUUGUUUAUAAAUAAAGUUUUUCAUUUUGUUUUUAUUACAAUUUUUUAUUUCUCUGCACAGCACAAAUAAAUAACAAUAUUGUUUAGAAAAUGCCAUCCAAUUCACACUCAUACAUGCUCCUUCUGCAGGUGUGUUUAUACUUCCUUGUGUGUGUGUGUGUGUGUGCUGCAGAAACACACAGAGUGCAUUUACCAAAUUCCAGUUUGGAGGAGUGACACUUAUUGGACAAAAAAUAGAUUAAAACAGACCAGAUAAAUACAGGCUGGAAACUCCGAGGGCACAAAUGGCCAACAAGGAGUGUGACCUGAAAAGCGAAAGUAAAAUAGUUUCUGUGUGUGUGUUAAUGUGUGCGUCUGUGUGUAUUGGAGUGUGCGUGUGUGUGCGCGUGUGUCUGCGUGUGUGUGUGUGUGUGUCUGUGUGUUAGCCCCGCCCACCGCCUCUCUCUCCUCCGUGACGUAGCAGGCAGUAUGUCGCCAAUAGCCUUCAGUUGUAGAAAUGGCAGCGCUGAGACAGGAGCAUCGGUAUGGGCUCUCCUGUGGCCAAAUCAACAAAAACACCCCGAAUCAAACUCUGUAUCACGUCAAACUCACCGACACUGCCAUCCGGACCCUGGAAGCCUACCAGAACCUGAAGGCAUCACUAUCAAAUCAGCCAGCGAUUUGCUUCAAGGGGAGCCAGGGGUACGUAAAGAUCCCAGCGCCAACUCCUGAAUCUCCCAAUGGAUUCAGAGUCUUCUCCUUCUACCUUUCCAGCGACAGCAAAGACAAGCCUCAGUCCAGCUUCGACUGCAUUCACCAGUAUGUCUCAGGGGAGGGCAGGGAUCACCUGGAGGGCCAGGGCAGCAUUCAGGACAAGAUCACAGUUUGUGCCACAGACGACUCCUACCAGACGACCCGGGAGCGCAUGUCUCAGGUGGAGAAGGACAUCUGGAGCCGCUCGGCAAUUGAGAUCAAGCCGGGGCCAAGUAAGUAUGGGAAGGUCCAGAGGAAGCAGGGUCUGGUAUCAGGCCCGGAUAGCAGCAACAAGCACUCCCCCAGCAAUAAGAGGAGCCUGGUCCCCAGCCCUGUGGCACACCGGCCCUUGAGGGAUCGCAUCAUUCAUCUCCUGGCCUUAAAGACCUACAGGAAACCUGAGCUGCUACUGUGGUUGGAGAGGGAGCGGGCCAGUCCAAAGGACAAGGCUGACCUGACCUCAGUACUGGAUGAGGUUGGUAAACUGAACCCUAAAGACCACAGCUACUCUCUGAAGGAUGAGCUCUACAGACACGUCCAGAAAGACUGGCCUGGAUAUCUAGAGGAGGAGAAGCAACUCAUCCAUAGGCUCCUGAUCAGGAAACUUCAGCCGCUGCACAGUAGCCAGUUGAAGAGUCCCCAGUCCAACCAUUCAUUCCACAAAACUCCCGGGGACUCUCCUUCACAUCUCAGUCCUGCCAAGAAUCUCUCCGUGAAACGCACAUUGCCUUCGGACCCAUCCAAUUGUCAGACACCCAAAAAACAAAGACUAUUAGACCAGUGUUUGCCUCUGCAGUCGCCAGCUCACGGAGACUACGGCACCAACGGGGUCUGUAGCUCUUCUGGUCACGGAAACUCUAGAGUACAGAUCAAACUGGACUUCGACAAAACCAACAAUCAUCUCCAGGGGAGCCCAAACGGUCUGUACUCGCCACACAAACUCAGCGGGUCAUCUACUAUUCCCAAACUGGAGAGGACGGAGCCGGCUCCUACUGUAACCAGCCCUAAACCCCCACACACCAACACAUCCAUUUGCACUGACCAACAGCUCACCAACGGCCAACACAAAAAGAAGAGGUCCAAAAAGCACAAAGACAAAGAACGAGAGCGCUUAAAACCAGACUGGAUUGAGACGAGUCCAGACUUGAAGCAGAACCAAGAAAAUCUCAAAGGCCAUGACGGAGAGAAAACACCUGUCAAUCGAACCUCAGCAGAGGAACUGCCUGACUAUUUAAUAAAAUACAGCACGAUAACAGCACUGGAGCAGCGCCAAGAGUAUAAGGACGACUUCUGUGCAGAGUACGAUGAAUACAGAGCUCUUCAUGAUCGGAUCGGGGCUAUCACAGAGAUGUUUGUUCAGUUGGGUUCAAAGAUCAACACUCUCUCCCCGGGAACACAAGAGUACAAGCUUAUGGAGGACCAAAUACUACAAAAGUACCGAAAGUAUAAAAAAAAGUUUCCUGGGUAUCGGGAAGAGAAGAAGCGAUGCGAGUACCUCCAUCAGAAACUGUCACAUAUCAAAGGCCUGAUCACAGAUUAUGACCGAGCACAGGGACUCUCCUAGUUCUACCCUCAGCAGGGUGUAAUAUGACUGGACCAAAAGACUCCUAAUGGACCCAAAGACUGCCCAGCCGGGUCCUGGAGUCGCUGAGACACUAUUCACUUUACUCCUCCGAGUGUUAAUGGAAUCGAGGAGCGAGGUUCUUUUUCAAAAGUGGGCCGAGACCACCGACUCGUGAUCAAAUGUUGCCCUUUAACAUUAUGGUUUUCAACUAUGAUUAUCGCUGUAAUGGCUGGAUUCUGUUCUGCUGUAAAAGUGAAAGCCAAAUCCAUUUUUUUCUGAAUAGCAAUGCAGAUGUGAUCCUUCCUGCUUAAUUGCAUUUUUUAUUCUAUUCUUUAUCUUGUCAGAACUAAAAAAAAAGAGUAUUAAAUUGAUGGUACAAUCAAUCUUAGGGGGAAACAAAUGCAACUAAAAAGUCUUUAUAUUUAACAUACAGAAGAAUCUGUUUAUUUGCUGACAGAAAGUCGACACAUUCAAUCACAUCAAUUAUUCAUUAUUACAGUUAUAAGAUCUCAUUAUGACAAUAAUAAGGUCACACCAUUAACAAUUUAUCUCCCGUCAGACCUAAUGCAAACAAAACGUUAUCGUCCAUACAAAACCUACAAGUUGUAUCACUAAAAUGAACACAAAAUGAAGUUUAAAGCAUUAUAUGCAAGAUUCUUUAUGCUUUGAUCAUAUGGAAUUUUAUCAUGUAGCUUUCUGCCAACGUCCUGUGUCAUUUCUAAGAAAUGCUGGAAUGCCACAAAACCACUCCUCCCAGUACCUGAAUGCUGGUUUCACGAUGGUGCUUGUGCACAUCUAGUGUCAACAUCACCCACAUGUAGCCUACCACGAUCUGCCUUUGCAUUAUCAACUUUCUCAAGUCUUCUGGUUACAGGUUUGUUUACUGAUACACAGCACACACAGUGAUGUAUUUACGCUGGAGAUGAAUGACUACAAGCUCUAUGAAAUCUGGGUAAUCAAGCUUGUCCACACAUUUUUUGAUUAACUAUGAUUUUGCUUUGGUGGAAAUCUUGAGAUAGAUCGCAAUAGAGAUGCCUUUAACAAAUUGGACCAUGUCAUUUUUAGUCCCACGUGUACAGCAGCAUGCGGUCACUCAGUUCAUACCACUUUGGUUCAGUUGGGUGUAAGGAGCAGAUUGACCUCUAGAGGCUGCUAGCAGGUCUUUUAAACUCAUUUUAGACUUUCUGGAAUGAUUUGUCCCAACAUAGGUACAUCUGAAUAACCACAAACUGUAAUUUUAUUUCACCUUAUAAAUAGCUGUAGCCUGAAGUAGGAAGUUCAGAUUUCAGUGUUCUCUGGACGUUUGCAUCAAUGUAGCUGUACUCACAACUCUUGUCUUAAUGAUGGCUUUAACUGGGAGAAUGAAGCUAAUAUUUGCCUUAACAUGUAUGUCAGACAUUUCCAACAUUAUUCCAUCCCUGUUCUAAAAUGUUCUCGGUUUAACCUGCACAGUUCAGACUUUCUUUUCUGUAAAUGUCUUUUAGAUUGAAGGAACUUCAGUUACUGGAUAGUUGUUACUGGAUAGCUGUUGUCUUAUCGUGUUGUUUUUUUCAUGUACGUCUUAAUCAUUUUUUCUGUUUCUGUCAGAUAAUCAUGAACUGUAAAGGUAUAUAAUUCACUGUCCAAUCCUAUCAAGCACCACUAUCAAAAGAAAGAAUCAUUGCAGAAAUCUAUACAAAAUAAUGUGCUUUGCUUCUCUUGAUUUCUCAAUGGAAAUACUCAGUGGGUUUAUUGUUACAUAUUUAGCAGCUCUUUUGCAUAAGUUAAAUGUACGUUUUUUUUUUGUUUUUACAUUUGGUAGGUUACUUCUGGUAUGUUUGAAGGAUUUGAGACUAGCAACAGUUGCUCUGUCUUGGCACAUAUGAACAUUUCCAAGAAAGGAAUAUUUAUUAGCACUGACUAUUGGAAAAAUGAGAAUUGUAAGCCCAGAUUUUGAGCAUCAAAGCUAAAAAUGCUGGAUUCUUAAAGCUCCGGUACACCUACAGAAACAUUUUUCUUUAUUUCGGCUGUUCGGAUCUCUUCUCAGAACCAGACCUCAAACUAUUUUAUGUUUCUUUUGUCAAUAUGCAUUUUGAUGAGCUCAGCAAAUGUGCCAUAUAGCUCCACCCAGCUUGAGAAAAAUGUCUGAUCAGUCAAACUGACUGAAAGGUUUUGUUCUGGUACUGGAUCUGGAUAUCAACGAGGCACGGUCCAAUUGUAUUAAAAAAGAAGAGCACAAUGCAUGCUCAGAUAUAAUUUGUGUUUCAUUGAAUUUCUAAUUCAAAACAGAAAGGUACUGAAACAGUGUUUCAAUGAUGGUGGGAUGGAAACGUCCAUAACACCAUUUAGACCUUAAAGGUAAUAAUUACAGAACUAAUUCAAGUUAAGGGCUUCCCAUUUACCACUUCAAUAGUAUUGGUCAAUUGUACAAUACUUGUGUAAUCAAACUAAUUGCAUUAUGGGCAAAAUAUCAGUCUAAGAAUGGAGAUAAUCGUACCAUUCAGGUUAACAUGCUGUUUUGGGUAAACCAGACCCUCUCAAGUGCUAACUGUGAUGUUUUUUACUGUUGCAGAGCUAACUACUGAUGGUGCCUUUUCAUUCAAAGAGCAGAGCCACUCUGCAUGUAUCCAUCAUUGGUAUUCUGGGAAAAAAAAAAACUUGGGCCAGCAGUAUUUAUACAUCUGUAGUUUCACACUGUUGCCACUGUUCAAAGUGCUUUGUUCAUAUUUGUUUUAGAUUAAGUUGAUAUCAGAUGCCUUGUCAAAUGUAUAUGUUAGUGUAUUAGCACUGACAUUUUUCCAGACAUGAAAAUUCGGCAUUUUAAAAAUGCAAGAUUUUCCAAGACACCAAUUAUACUGUAUCUAAUGUCAGCAAUUUGCAUACAUGUAUAAAAAUGGCCUGGAUUUUCUUUUUCCAGCCCAUCUAACUAUUCCCACAAAUGUAAUACUGGUGCGUUAAAUUUGGUUUGUUGGUACUGGAAAAACAAUGCCUCAAUGGAAAUGUGAAAUCAAACAUGUUGCCUAUUAUGAAUCACUGCGAUUGAUCUACCUAGGAGAACAAAUUACUUUUAUUUAUUGCUUUGUAUGUGUUUGUCCUUUUAUGGGAUUCAUCUUUGCAUCGUUUGUUCAUUCUUUUCACAGCAAAACUCAAAGUAUGGUGAAAGGGAAAUGGAAUAUAUUUUUGCAAUUUUUGAUGGUGGAUGCUUUAUCACGAUGUCAUCCCCUUGAGAAAAGCUUUCAGAAAAAAAGUGUAUUGUUGUCUCAGUAUAAAUGAAAAAUAAAAGCUCUUUUGAAUUCAA
Sebastes umbrosus (honeycomb rockfish) is the source of this 5757-nucleotide messenger RNA. Its product is annotated as RNA polymerase II elongation factor ELL. The transcript has 12 exons. Gene Ontology annotation, cellular component: transcription elongation factor complex. The record is from RefSeq and is a predicted model, not a curated record. Gene Ontology annotation, molecular function: cis-regulatory region sequence-specific DNA binding. The coding region runs from base 681 to 2480 and encodes 599 amino acids. NCBI's taxonomy places the organism in Eukaryota, Metazoa, Chordata, Actinopteri, Perciformes, Sebastidae. Gene Ontology annotation, biological process: snRNA transcription by RNA polymerase II; positive regulation of transcription elongation by RNA polymerase II; transcription elongation by RNA polymerase II.